AAUAUUUUUUAAUCUUUAAUUUAUUAGUUAUUAUUUAUGAGAGAGGAUUCAAAUUUAUCAAUUUAGCUGCUCAAGUGCAAAUUAAAUAAUUUUUAUUUUUUUUAAUACUUUAAAGCGUAACUGUUUAUUGUUGGUGUCUAGGCCCACUCCUUUAUAGUUUACACAGAUCCUGAUACCUGUUAAACAUUAGAGAUCCCAAAAAGUAGGAAACUGUUUCUUGAAUUGUAUCUGUUUGAUGAAAUGCUCCUGGGAGCAUCCUGGUCGAAGGGUGUAACAUACUCCCUGCUAGAAAUCUUCAGCACCUGAAUUUUGCCAUGCCGUUCGUGUGGCAUUGCACUUGUCAAAGUAUGAACUAGGUUCAGAAGCUAUAAAUUUUGAAGCAAACAUUCAUUUCUUCAUCACCACUAGACUCCAUUUACAUUCUAUGCCUUUAUCAAUCUCCAUAUUUUCUUCAUUCUAACUUUCAAAAAGGAAUAUAUCAAAGAUGGAUAAGUCUUCUCAAAGCCAGGCCCAGAACAUUAGCUAUGAGGCGGGGCAGGCCAAGGAAAAACUGAGGAAAAGGCUGGUGGCAUGAUGGACAAGGCAUCCGAAGUUGCCCAAUCUGCCAAGGACUCAAUUGCAGAUGCUGGAGGGGUGAUGAUGGCUGAGGCUCAAGGAGCAGCUGAAGCUGUGAAGAAUGCAACAGGCAUGAACAACAAGUCAAGCUGAUUAAAGAAACAUUGUCUAUCCAGUUUGAUUUGGAUGGCUGAAUGAUCUAAUUGAGUCUAAUGGUGGGAAGAAGUUUAGUAGUAGUAAAUCCUUGUUCUAUGAAGCUCCUCUUGGUUAUAGCAUUGAAGAUGUUCGGCCUUGCAGUGGAAUCAAGAAAUUCAGAUCUUCUGCUAACUCUAACGUGAGUUCUAUCCUAGAAUUUCCUCCCAGUUGCAUGUUAUUUUAUGGUAGAACUCUUUAAUUAACAUCAUGUCGCUCUUUAUUUGUACAGUGCAUACAAAAACCAUCCUGAGUUUCCAAAAUUUUUCACAUAACCCUGCAAGCUCUCACAUACUGCAACGUCAUCUAAUCAGUUUCUUCCUUCUUACCUUGCUCUCUUGUUCUCUCUUCUUGCAACAUUGUUUGUUUCUUAAUACAGUAUGGCUUUUUCU
This is a messenger RNA of Rubroshorea leprosula, 1139 nucleotides long. Lineage: Eukaryota; Viridiplantae; Streptophyta; Magnoliopsida; Malvales; Dipterocarpaceae. The record is from the annotation of a GenBank genome assembly.